Messenger RNA from Nyctereutes procyonoides (raccoon dog), 6556 nucleotides. RefSeq names its product insulin receptor (gene INSR). The transcript has 22 exons. The record is from RefSeq and is a predicted model, not a curated record. Gene Ontology annotation, cellular component: axon; membrane; insulin receptor complex. Gene Ontology annotation, molecular function: insulin receptor activity; phosphatidylinositol 3-kinase binding; insulin receptor substrate binding. Bases 87 to 4235 code for a protein of 1382 amino acids. NCBI's taxonomy places the organism in Eukaryota, Metazoa, Chordata, Mammalia, Carnivora, Canidae. Gene Ontology annotation, biological process: positive regulation of MAPK cascade; protein autophosphorylation; positive regulation of kinase activity.
GGCGCGCGCCCCGGCGCCGCAGAGCAUGACCCCCGCGGGCCGGCGCCGCGCGCUCUGAGCCGCCGGGACCCCGCGCUCCCGCAGCCAUGGGCGCCCGGGCCGGGCGGGGGGCGGCCGCCGCGCCGCUGCUGCUGGCGGUGGCCGCGCUGCUGCUGGGUGCCGCGGGCCACCUGUACCCCGGAGAGGUGUGUCCUGGCAUGGAUAUCCGGAACAACCUAACGAGGCUGCAUGAGCUGGCCAACUGCUCGGUCAUUGAAGGACAUUUGCAGAUACUGUUAAUGUUCAAAACGAGGCCCGAGGAUUUCCGAGACCUCAGUUUCCCCAAACUCAUCAUGAUCACUGAUUACUUGCUGCUCUUCCGGGUCUAUGGGCUGGAGAGCCUGAAGGACCUGUUCCCCAACCUCACGGUCAUCCGGGGCUCGCGCCUCUUCUUCAACUAUGCGCUGGUCAUCUUCGAGAUGGUCCACCUGAAGGAGCUUGGCCUCUACAGCUUGAUGAACAUCACCCGGGGCUCUGUCCGCAUCGAGAAGAACAAUGAGCUCUGCUACCUGGCCACCAUCGACUGGUCCCGCAUCCUGGAUUCUGUGGAGGAUAAUUAUAUCGUGCUGAACAAAGACGACAACGAGGAGUGUGGGGACAUCUGUCCAGGCACUGCCAAGGGCAAGACCAACUGCCCUGCCACUGUCAUCAAUGGGCAGUUUGUCGAGCGGUGUUGGACACACAGCCACUGCCAGAAAGUUUGUCCGACCAUCUGCAAGUCGCAUGGUUGCACCGCCGAGGGCCUCUGCUGCCACAGCGAGUGUUUAGGCAACUGCUCCGAGCCCGACGACCCCACCAAGUGCGUGGCCUGUCGCAACUUCUACCUGGAUGGCAGGUGCGUGGAGACCUGCCCGCCCCCGUACUACCACUUCCAAGACUGGCGCUGCGUGAACUUCAGCUUCUGCCAGGACCUGCACAACAAAUGCAAGAACUCCCGGAGACAGGGCUGCCACCAGUACGUCAUCCACAAUAACAAGUGCAUCCCCGAGUGCCCCUCUGGCUACACGAUGAAUUCCAGCAACCUGAUGUGCACUCCGUGCCUGGGCCCCUGUCCCAAGGUCUGCCACAUUCUGGAAGGCGAGAAGACCAUCGACUCAGUGACGUCUGCCCAGGAGCUUCGAGGCUGCACUGUUGUCAACGGAAGUCUAAUCAUCAACAUUCGAGGGGGAAACAACCUGGCGGCUGAGCUGGAGGCCAACCUCGGACUCAUUGAAGAGAUUUCCGGGUACCUGAAAAUCCGGAGAUCCUAUGCUCUUGUGUCUCUUUCCUUUUUCCGGAAGUUACGGCUGAUUCGAGGGGAGACCUUGGAGAUCGGGAACUACUCUUUCUAUGCCUUGGACAACCAGAACCUAAGGCAGCUAUGGGACUGGAGCAAACACAACCUCACCAUCACUCAGGGGAAACUCUUCUUCCACUAUAAUCCCAAACUCUGCUUGUCUGAGAUCCACAAGAUGGAGGAAGUCUCAGGAACCAAGGGGCGCCAGGAGAGGAACGACAUUGCCCUGAAGACCAACGGGGACCAGGCGUCUUGUGAAAACGAACUACUUAAAUUUUCUUACAUUCGGACGUCUUAUGACAAGAUCUUGCUGAAAUGGGAGCCCUACUGGCCCCCCGACUUCCGAGACCUCCUGGGGUUCAUGCUCUUCUACAAAGAGGCCCCUUAUCAGAAUGUGACCGAGUUUGAUGGGCAGGAUGCGUGUGGCUCCAACAGCUGGACGGUGGUGGACAUUGACCCACCUCUGCGGUCCAACGACCCCAAAUCGCAGAACCACCCGGGGUGGCUGAUGCGGGGUCUCAAGCCCUGGACCCAAUAUGCCAUCUUUGUCAAGACCUUGGUCACCUUUUCUGAUGAACGCCGCACGUAUGGAGCCAAGAGUGACAUCAUCUAUGUGCAGACAGAUGCCACUAGUAAAUCCUUCCGUCCCCUGGAUCCAAUCUCGGUUUCGAAUUCCUCGUCCCAGAUUAUUCUGAAGUGGAAGCCUCCCUCUGACCCCAAUGGCAAUAUCACACACUACCUGGUUUUCUGGGAGAGGCAGGCCGAAGACAGUGAGCUCUAUGAGUUGGAUUAUUGCCUCAAAGGGUUGAAGCUGCCCUCCCGGACCUGGUCUCCGCCGUUCGAGGCCGAGGGCUCCCAGAAGCACAACCAGAGUGAAUACGAGGAGUCUGCCGGCGAAUGCUGCUCCUGCCCCAAAACGGACUCUCAGAUCCUCAAGGAGCUAGAGGAGUCCUCUUUUAGGAAGACGUUUGAGGAUUACCUGCACAACGUGGUGUUCGUCCCCAGAAAAUCCUCUUCGAGCCCUGGUGCUGAGGACACUAGGCCGUCGAGGAAACGCAGGGCGCUCAGUGAUGCUGGCAACGUGACAGCAGCUAUACCCACAGUUCCCGGUUUCCCCAACACCUCGACCAGCGCGCCCACGAGCCCGGAGGAGCACAAGCCCUUCGAGAAAGUGGUGAACAAAGAAUCCCUGGUCAUCUCCGGUCUGCGCCACUUCACUGGCUACCGCAUCGAGCUGCAGGCUUGCAACCAAGACUCCCCCGAGGAGAGGUGCAGCGUGGCGGCCUAUGUCAGCGCCAGGACCAUGCCUGAAGCCAAGGCAGACGACAUCGUUGGCCCCGUGACCCACGAAAUCUUCGAGAACAAUGUCGUUCACUUGAUGUGGCAGGAGCCAAAGGAACCCAAUGGUCUGAUUGUGCUUUAUGAAGUGAGUUACCGACGGUAUGGCGAUGAGGAGCUGCACCUGUGUGUCUCCCGGAGGCAUUUUGCUCUGGAGCGUGGCUGCAGGCUACGCGGGCUGCCUCCGGGGAAUUACAGCGUGCGAGUCCGGGCCACCUCCCUGGCGGGCAAUGGCUCCUGGACAGAAGCCACCUACUUCUACGUGACAGACUAUUUAGAUGUCCCAUCGAAUAUUGCAAAAAUUAUCAUCGGCCCCCUCAUCUUUGUCUUUCUCUUCAGUGUUGUGAUUGGAAGUAUUUACCUGUUCCUGAGAAAGAGGCAGCCGGAUGGGCCACUGGGACCGCUGUAUGCUUCUUCAAACCCUGAGUACCUCAGUGCCAGUGAUGUGUUUCCAUGUUCUGUGUAUGUGCCGGACGAGUGGGAGGUGCCGCGGGAGAAGAUCACCCUCCUGCGCGAGCUGGGGCAGGGCUCCUUCGGCAUGGUGUACGAGGGCAACGCCAGGGACAUCGUCAAGGGCGAGCCCGAGACCCGCGUGGCCGUCAAGACCGUCAACGAGUCUGCCAGCCUGCGAGAGAGGAUCGAGUUUCUCAACGAGGCAUCAGUCAUGAAGGGCUUCACCUGUCACCACGUGGUCCGCCUCCUGGGGGUGGUGUCCAAAGGCCAACCGACGCUGGUGGUGAUGGAGCUGAUGGCUCACGGAGACCUGAAGAGCUACCUCCGCUCCCUGCGGCCGGAGGCUGAGAAUAACCCCGGCCGCCCUCCGCCUACCCUGCAAGAGAUGAUUCAGAUGGCGGCGGAGAUCGCCGACGGGAUGGCCUACCUGAACGCCAAGAAGUUUGUGCACCGGGAUCUAGCAGCCCGAAACUGCAUGGUCGCCCACGAUUUCACUGUCAAAAUUGGAGACUUUGGGAUGACCAGAGACAUCUAUGAGACGGAUUACUACCGGAAAGGAGGCAAGGGUCUGCUCCCCGUGCGGUGGAUGGCACCGGAGUCCCUGAAGGACGGGGUCUUUACCACUUCUUCUGACAUGUGGUCCUUUGGCGUGGUCCUUUGGGAAAUCACCAGCUUGGCAGAGCAGCCUUACCAAGGCCUGUCUAAUGAACAGGUGUUGAAAUUUGUCAUGGACGGAGGGUAUCUGGAUCAACCUGACAAUUGUCCGGAGAGAGUCACUGACCUGAUGCGCAUGUGCUGGCAGUUCAAUCCCAAGAUGCGGCCCACCUUCCUGGAGAUCGUCGACCUGCUCAAGGAUGACCUGCACCCCAGCUUUCCAGAAGUUUCCUUCUUCCACAGCGAGGAGAACAAGGCACCCGAGAGCGAGGAGUUGGAGAUGGAGUUUGAGGACAUGGAGAGUGUCCCCCUGGAUCGGGCCUCACACUCUCAGCGGGAGGAGGCCGGGGGCCGGGAUGCAGGGUCCUCGCUGGGCCUAAAGCGGAGCUACGAGGAGCACAUCCCCUACACUCACAUGAACGGGGGCAAGAAAAAUGGACGGAUUCUGACUCUGCCAAGGUCGAAUCCUUCCUAACAGCGCCUGUCUUGGGGGAGGGGAUCCCGUCUUCACUUUCCUCUGCUUUGAAGGCCUCCAGAAAACUCAGGAUUCUCAUACGAAUCUGCCACAGUGUCAAACGGAGCUCAGAGAUCAUUACUAUCCAUUGCUGUUCAUCUAUGACUUAAAAACACAUUUGUUUGAUUGCCAAUUUGACUAGCUGUCGGAGAAUUUAACUGUGACCCUGGAAGAGAAGGGGUUUCCUUGGCUGCUGUCCUUGUAGACAACUGAGGUUUUAAGCCAGGAUGUUACUUUUUUUUUUUUUUUUUUAGUAGAUUGAAAGCAAGCACCUGUUUUUACAAAUCUCUUUUUUCUUUUCUUUUUUUUUUUCUUUUUUUCUUUUUUCCUGGUAUCUGAGCUACAGUAUAAAGCAUAAAACUUGUUUGUGGAACAAAAGUUUGAAAGAAAGAAAAAAAAAAAAAGCCAACCCUGUUCCAGUAGAAUUUCAGGCUUUACAGAGCGGGCUUUGGGAAGGUUUUUCUCAUCCAGGCUGAAGGAUUUUUUUUUUUCUUCACAAAAAUCAGUUCCUCAAAUUGACCAAUAGCUGCUGCUUUUAUACUUUUGAUAAGGAUCUGCAGUCCCAGCGUGUGGCUCACGUGUGUCUGUGUGUAUAUGUGUGUGUGUAUGUCCAGGCUAGACAUGGCUGGUGUGUGUGUGUAUGUGCACACAGUCAUGCGUGUGCAAAGUGUUCAUGCCGAGUUGAUGCUUUGGGGGUCGGCUCAUGAAGGUUCUGUUCUUCUCGAGCUCCUGAUCCUCCCAUCUCCUUCCUUCUUAUUUACUGGGAGACUGUGCCCUCCACAGAUUCUUCUGCCCCAAGCCUAGUCUCAGGAGUCUUUUCUCCCUUAACUUUGGUGAAAAAUGUUUUCCGGGAGCCAAGGGAGUAGUUUGGAGUGAUAGUGGAUCUUUUCAAGACCAAACAAAGCUAGGACAUAAAAAAAGAAAAAAAAAAAAAAGAAAAAAAAAAAGAACUGAGAUGAUUAAGAGUUUUGAGGAUAUAUUGUAACAUAUUUAAUUUUUUAAAACUCUCCAACGUCAGCCUCAUAAGUUAUUACCCUGUUUCCUGGGGUGGGGGGAGGGCUUGUGGAUUGGUCUGCCUGUGUGCAGAGGGGGUGCGUGCGAGGCACCAGUGGCUGAUUUGUUUGGUCUUAAAGGCAUCCACUUUUCUGGGAAUAAAGCCACAUUAGCUGCUGACCCUUUUGGACGUGAUGAGGCCAUGCUGAGGGUGUGGGCCAUUGGGUUUGGUGGAUGGUUUGAUUUCUGUUUGGGUAAGCCGAUAGCCACUUGGAGCUGAGUCCUGCCUUCAGACAUACUUGUGGCUCUUGGAUCUGUUGGUUCCUUGUGUGUACCUCGCACGCUUCCUCAACUGGGUGUGCACAGCCUACAAUUAUUGCGCAAACAACCGAAUCAAAUCCCAAAGUGCGACAGCCCAGAUGGACUUUGAGAACACUAAGCAAUAUGAAGCGAGAUGCACCUGUUGGUCCCCUCCACCCUCAGGGCAUCCAACUGUCCUCAGAGAUGACCUCCCAGAAGCUGCUCUGUGCCCAGUGACCUCAGCUGGGCCAGAUGUGGGGCCUGAGCAGAACUCUCAGGUGCUUAUGAUGUUGCAGUCCCCAAGAGAGUAGAGCCUGGAGGAGAAACUGCUAAGGACCUUCACGCCACCGAGAACUUCUGAAUGGGCGUGAAUCCAGUUUCUUCCCUUUGGGGGAAAGAAUCACAGCUGCUCAAAUAAAGAACAUGGUGAACUCAUUACCUUGGUUCAUCAAAAUCAUCACCCACGGGUUAUCCCUGAGAGCAUUUUCUCAUGAGUUUUUGAUUGCUUCCUUCUCCUCUUCUCUUAAAAGUUGUGGGCUUAAGAACAGGAUAGAGACAAUGGCGACCUCUGAACCUUCUUGAUUAAGAACACAGGUAGACAUAAAUCCCAAUUGCCUAUUACUCUCUUAUUUAUAUGAUUUGAGAAAUUACAGCACAUGAAAUAUUUCUGGGGAGCCUCAAUGAUUGGGUACAAGGAACAAGAGUACAGAAAUUAUUUUCGCCAAAUUUAUUUUGUACAUAUAAGAGGGUCUGUACGUAAAUUGAAAACAUGUAGAUCUAGGUAUUUUGUUCUUUUCAUAGUAAAUUUGUAGUGGCCAUAUACGAAACUAGCAACAAUUUUCACAUUUUUCUAAUUCAGAAAGGUUUUCUUAUAUUAGGGGAAAAUUAUUUAUUUUAAUAUAUAAAAAAUCACUGUAAAAAUCACUUUCGUAAAAAAAAUGGAGUGCAUGUAAAUUUUUAUCAAAAGAAAAAUAAACAGGUGAAUGUGG